This is a messenger RNA of Mytilinidion resinicola, 1044 nucleotides long. RefSeq lists its product as uncharacterized. The record is from RefSeq and is a predicted model, not a curated record. Lineage: Eukaryota; Fungi; Ascomycota; Dothideomycetes; Mytilinidiales; Mytilinidiaceae. Bases 427 to 894 code for a protein of 155 amino acids. The transcript has 2 exons.
GUUCAACUUAAGCUACAUGUGAUGCGAGCAGAAGAUGGAUCCUCCAACCUUCUUAUUUCGGGCGCCUUUAUGAGCGUCCUACGACGGCUAAUCAACGACAGAGGCGCUCUAAGAUCAGGUUGCUUUCCACACUGGAAAUUUCAAAACUCGAAGCGGAUCUCUGGUAAAUGAACGAGGAGUCUUUUCGGGCUGGGUGUACUGCUCACGUUGCACCAUAAGCCGUCCUCGGACCUUCGAAAUCUUCACCGGCUGCAUGACGGCAAUGUCAGCCAUGUCACGUAGUACAGUUUUCCAUUAUUAGACGCCUAUGCAAGGGAUCGAUUUCAGAUGAAGCGGUUAGUCAAGGUUCCCAGCCGUUUAUCAAAGCAUAUAUAGUUCUUUAUCCCGCAGAAUACUCUUUUCCUAUCUGCUAUUUUUCUCAAAUUCAUGUAUUUAUGGACCCAAAGCUCACCACCCUCAUCUCCGAAAGAGGAAUUAGAUUCUGACUUCGUGCUACUCUCCCAUCAACCCGACAUUUCCAACCUGAGCGAUGACGCGAAGCAUGUUCCGAAACCUAUCACCGUCAAUGUCAAUGACACAGUCGAAAUGGGCAGAUUCAUUAAAGAGCACGGAAAUGAAAGAUGGUUGAGCAGAGAAGAUCGGUCCGUACGUGAAGUGGACUUGAUGAUCGUUACAAUGAUACAAUUCGUUAUUAUCGUAGUGAUGGGUACUAUUGCACUUCUACUUCUGGCCUCGCCUGAAACACCAGGUGAUCCGACCACUACUCAAGCGGGUGCAAUAAAUCUGCACCUGGAGAUCUCGCUGGGCCAAACGGCGUGUACAUCGAGUUACUCGAUUGCUGAUUCGUUAAUGUUGAGGCUGAACACGUCUUGCAUCGAAGUGCGACGGCAAUGAGUUCUGAGGGGAUACUACCUGCAUCUUGUUUUUUGUUCUGUCGUCUGGCACGCAGCUUUACCUCUUGUACCAGGCUCUUUUGUACGAAGGGUGGCUAUUCAAGUCACGCAUACACAGUCUUGCUAGAAAUGUUCAAUGUAGAGUGCUAGG